GCCAAUUUAAAAUUCUUACAAACAGCAGCUUAGAAGCAUACGUAGGUGUGGCAGGUAUAUGUAAAAGUCUUUAGUCAUGCAAGUGGAAUACAAAUUCCAAGUGGAAUAUGCUAAAAGCAAUCGAUCCAGAUGUAAUAAAUGCAAGAUUGAAAUUGAUCAAAAUUCUCUACGUAUUGCAAGACUUGUACAAGCACCAAAUUUCGAUGGGAAAAUUCCUAGAUGGUUUCAUUAUCAUUGUUUUUGGGGAGGAAAAUCGCCUAUUGAAAGCACCGCAGAGAUUAAACACUUUGACUCUAUUCGAUGGGAAGAUCAAGAAAAGAUUAGAAAAGCAAUUGCUGGUGGUGUUGGUGGAGGCGUAGGAGCAGGACUAUCUUCUCCCAAAGCUUCUACUCGUAAAUUUACUGUGAAAUUAUCGGAUAGUGAUUUACCGUGUAGUCAUUGUGAAAAGCCACUAAUACAGGAACGUCAUACAAUAUGUGAGUCUGGUAAGAAGGCUACGUUUGCGUGUCAUCUAUCUUGUUUCCUGAAAAGUAAUGAAUGUCUUGAAGAUAUAUCACAG
Trichobilharzia szidati is the source of this 559-nucleotide messenger RNA. Lineage: Eukaryota; Metazoa; Platyhelminthes; Trematoda; Strigeidida; Schistosomatidae. The record is from the annotation of a GenBank genome assembly.